Messenger RNA from Lathyrus oleraceus (garden pea), 1160 nucleotides. RefSeq lists its product as uncharacterized. The record is from RefSeq and is a predicted model, not a curated record. NCBI's taxonomy places the organism in Eukaryota, Viridiplantae, Streptophyta, Magnoliopsida, Fabales, Fabaceae. The transcript has 3 exons. The coding region runs from base 319 to 858 and encodes 179 amino acids.
AUAUCUCUUUUUCUCUCUGUAUAUAUCUUUCUAUCUGCCUCUGCUCCACAUUCAUUUCAUUCUCUUCACUUCACUUCAGACAGAAGAUCCAUCACUCAAUACGACAAUCUAUUCCGUCGUAUCAUAUAGCUUCAUAGAAAAUUGAGCCAUUUUCGGCUCUGUAAUGUUCUAUACGCUAUUCGAAUUACCAGCCCUUUCCGAAGCAGAAGAGAUUCAAGUUCAAGAGAUCCAGUGGGAGAAAGAGCGAUAAACCUAACUUUUCCCAAAACCAAUUCCAUAGUAAUUCACGUCAAAUUCAAUUGCACUGAUACUGAGACGAUGACAUCGCCACAUGUUACAGAUGACCCGACACAGACACAACAAAGAAUCAAAGAAGGGUUGGACAUGGAUGGGAAGGUUAUGAAGGAAGCUGAAGUGGCGGACGUUGGGAAAGUUGUGAAAGAAACUGAAGUAUCGGAGGUGGACGCGGUUUCCACUGCAAAAUGUUGCUGCUGCGGACUGGUGGAAGAGUGCACACUCGCAUACAUUAUGCGCGUGAGGGAGAGAUUCGGUGGAAGAUGGAUAUGUGGAUUGUGUUCCGAGGCUGUGAAGGAAGAAAGAGCGAGAUCAAAGAGUGAGGAGAAGCUAAUCACAAUGGAUGAAGCUCUAAAGCGGCACACCAAAUUUCGACAGCAGUUUAGGUCUUCUGCUACUGAUAAGAAAGACUUCAUAGAUGCUGUGAAACAGAUUUUCUUUAGGACUUUGGAUUCUCCUAGGAAGAAGGAAAGUUUUGCUUGUAGACCUCUUGGUAGAUCCAGUAGUUGCUUCCCAACAAUGGAAACAACUCCGCCGAGGACGACAGAGACACACACAGAGUGAUUGAAUUCAUUGAUAUUCAUCGGGUACUAUUGUUAUAAUAUAAAGGUAAGAAUAAGGAUAGACAUUGGACUGUUAGAAGCAUUGUUGGUGGAUCAGGGUUUAGUUAGAAAUAGCUGUGUAUUCUGUUAUGCUGUUUUUAUGUUUUUAGUUCAGGUUGUUUUGUUUCGAAGAUUAUGGUUUAAGUUUUAUUUUCGGCAUUGGUGAUUGAAUGGAUGAUGGUUGAAAGGAGUUUUCCUUCCUGGACUUCAAUCACUUGGUUGUAAUUUCAUUUUGAUACUAGCAAUUGAAUUUUAGUUUUCCCA